AUGAGACUCUUAGAGAAAAUUAAAAUAAACUCACAACAAAGAUGGAUGGUAUGUUAUAAACUUGGUGGAAAGUAUGAAUGUUCUACGUUAAACCUCAAUAAUAUUGGAACAUUACUACAUCAGCUCUUGAAGGAGAACUUUAUAUCAGAGAUAGAAGCAAAUGCUGCAGGUAUUGUUGAAAUGCACUAUGACUUCUUCUUGACAAACAUAAAGAAUCUUACUGAAAUAAAGAUGUAUGAUUUAACAGAAUAUGAAGGCUUAACGAUGUCAGAUGUAAAGAAAGGCAAACCAAAAAAGAGACCAUAUAGAGAUGAAAGCACACUGACAAAUGACCAGAAAGCCAUUUUGGAAGCUCUUAAGCAAACAGGAAACCCAGCACUUAUAGAAAGCUUUUGGAAAGAUAAUGGUGAAAAGAAGUUUUAUAAGAAGAGAAGCGGUCAGUUCUGGAAGUAUCUUUGCACAUUACCUAUAAAUCUUGAACGCUACCAAAUCUUCAAUGAACUGAACAAAAGAACUGCAACACUUAUGACAGAGGACAAUUGUUUCGUUUAUGCUUGCAUUCAGGCUGGAGUAAAUGAAGAAACUAUUGACCACAUGAGAGAAGUCAUUCGUGUUAGAGACUUUCCUCAAAGUAAAGUACAAGAAAUUUCCGAUUCAACAGGUAUAUCAUUUAAUGUUACCAUUGGUUAUUUCAAUGACUCAAGACAUAAUGAAAUAAAGAGAUAUAUACCAAAAGAAUGCGAAACUGUUAGAACUAUUGACUUACUUCUUGUUGAAGACCACUACAUGCUAAAUGAAAGAUUACCAAUGACAACAUACUUCAUUCGAAACUAUAAAGAAAUUCUCAAAG
Molecule: messenger RNA, 850 nt
Organism: Trichomonas vaginalis G3
Lineage: Eukaryota; Parabasalia; Trichomonadida; Trichomonadidae
Product: organellar and viral DNA polymerase type B
Exons: 1
Source: RefSeq, a predicted model, not a curated record